CGCGUGUGGCUUUCUUGGACUAUUUAGACUGGAUCUAGACGCUAUAUCUAUUCCCUAAUUUAAACUUUUUUUUUCGCGUUAUAUUUGAAAUUGUGUGAACCAAUAUAAACAUAAUGAAUGUUUUAAUUGGUACCGAUUUAAAUCUGCUAGAAUGCGACGAUCUUCAACAAAAAUUACAAGUAGUCCUUCCUGCUAGGACUGUUGACGUUGGUGGUCACGAUACUUUUUACGAUAGCUCUAAGGCCGUUCAAAAUGAAGAUUUAUUAAACAAUGGCUCAUUAACAUUUGACGAGGCUUUUGAAACAGAACCAUUCAAUAGUAUAAGUGUUUCAGAUUUAUCUUUUAAUAGUGCUGGAGAUUUUAAUGAACCACCUUUCUGGGAACAACCUACUGACAGCAUGAUUAUGAUUGAUAGAUAUAGAUCUAGUAAUAACGCUGAUAAAUUCUCAUUUGUUGCUGUUAGUCCUGAAACUGACUUGAGUCUUAGUGAAAGUGAUUUAGAUCAAUCUGCAGUCUGUAAAAAAUCCUGUAGAAGAUCAGCUAGAUCCAGCUCUGGACACUCUGGUUACAACAGUGUCAAACAAUUUUCUCGAAAUGAUAAACCUUACCAUUUUUCUCAUAUGAAACAUUCUACAUCCAUAAGAAGUAAAAACCAUUGGGGUGAUAGUAAUUCAAAAAACGCUAUAGCAGCUAGAGAUAAUAGGCUUAAAAAGAAACAAUACAUAGCAGGCUUGGAGGAAUCUCUAAAUGUUUAUCGGACUGAAAAUCAACAAUUGUUAGAAGAAAACAAGAAGAAUAAAAAAACAAUGCAAGAACUAAAAAAAGAAGUCAUUUAUUUAAAAAGUGUUAUUGCAAACCAAAGUACUCUGGCUGCUAUAUUAAAGAACGUUGCAAAGACCCCAGGAAUAAAUUUAUCAUCAUCUUUUCAAUAUGUCAAAUCUGGAAAUAAUCCAGCUUCAGAUUCCAAAAAUGUAUCUGCUGAGAUUGUAAAUGACAUUUUUAAAGUAACUGUAAAUAGUGUUACCAAUGAAAGUGUUCCAAAAUGUUCUAGAAACCUGCGUUCAUCUAAACCUCGUCUCUUAGACACUCUUUCAAAAAUUCCACAACAGGAUUUCAAGAGAAAACACAAUGGAACAAAAGUGCCUGUUACUUCCAAACAAAAAAAAUGUAAUCUCAGCAGUGACUAUAUCAGUCAAUGUGAAACACUUAUAAAUGUUGAAGACACUGAUUCUGACAGCUCACUAGAAACAGAACAUUCAUCAGAAAGUUCAAAUCCCAGCUGUGGUUAUUUCUGAAUUUGUACAGACUUCAGCAUCUUCAUCUCUUAGAAGUUAAUUCUUCACCAAAAUAAACAAUGGUGAUGGUCCUCCAAAGAAUACUGUCUGUCAAAUCAGACUAUGGUUGAGAAGCGAUGAGUCUGUAACAAACAGACAAGUUAUAGUAUUAAAUAAUGUUAAACAUACAUUGUUUAUAUUAAAUUUAGAAGGCUUUCUAAUUAGGCUCACUAACUCCCAAGUAUGAGCAAACCAUAAAGAACCAAUAUAGAGCUCAGCUAACACAUUGUUCAGCUGAGUCAAAAAUCAGUUUAUAAACUAAUUACUCUUACUGCCUUAUCUAUAAGAUAAUUGGGUUGAACGUAGAUGGGCUUUGAUUUUCAAAAUCAUACAAGUUCUAAAGCUCGAAUCCAACUUAUGGAAACAACAGUUAUAUACAUUUCUGAAUUAUUCUCUGCUAGUAGUAAUACUAGUACUUUCAAUUCCUUCUGAUCUUGAAAUAUUAAAUACUUAACAUUGGAGAUCAGCUCCCACGUUGUUUUCAAAUAUUGACCUUGAAGCUUGCUUUAUAGGUGUUAUAUAGGUUAUGAAUACUUUGUUAUAUCGGAGAAGAAAUUUCUUUAAUUCUUAAAUAUAUCUUUUUAAUUUUUUUAUGAUUUAUAUUUUUUUUUUCGGUUUUAAAUAAUUGCAGAGAUGUUAAGUUUUUCAUCAACUCACUUGUAGUAUUUAUUCAUGCCAUUCAAGAAGGACUCUGAAGCAAAUGUUUUUACAAUUUUAAUUAGUUUUCCUUUCUAUUUCUUAUUAUCAAAGCAUAAAUUUGUACUCUUGAUCAGGGCUUUGAAUGCAGACAACAAAUCAGGGUCAUAUGUGGUAGAUGUAGAUCUGUAUUUUUUUUAUUUUUUUUUUGACAUUUAAAUUAAUUGUUGUAAGGUUUACAGAUAUGGUGGGCCUGUGCCUACUUAUAACUCAUUCAGUGAAACCUUUUGAACAGCCUCAAAAUGUCAUACCGGUAAUAUUAAAGUCUCUUAAUGGAUACCUGAAAAACAUAAUUCAUCAUCUGUAUUUUGUAUCAUCAAAGGUUUAAAUGUAUAUAGAUACCGGUACCUUUAAAGUAAGAUGUCAGGACAUGUGUUCAGUCUAGGUUCUGUUGAUGAUGCUACCGGUACUGAAAUAAAUUCUAUAUUUUUAAGAAUAAAAUCCAUUUUAUUUUAUAGUGUAUGCACUUAUAUAUAUAGUAUUGUUCCUCUUAUUGUUGGUGUAUUAAAUGUGUUCUGCUGACCUGUCUUUUUAAGAUUCCUGUUUUCUGUCAUUCUGAAUUCUUUUUAGAGAGUGGCCCACUUAUUCCAUAAUGUUAUCUCCCAAUUGUUUUUAGGCUUUUUUUUUUGUUCUGAUCCUGUGCAGGUGCAGAUGGUUUGAUUGAAAGAUCUAAUCUUGUAAACAUGAUUGUAACAUGAGAUCCAAAAGAUCUAGUCAUCUACAUCCUCUCUAUAUGUAGUGUUUGUAGAUGUUGGAUAACUUUCUAUAACAUCUCAUUUGCUUGGCUUUCACUGAAAUUGGUUGGCAAAUAUGUCUAGGAGAAAAUAUACCUGAAUUUUGUGUUAUUGCAUGUUAUACCAAAUUGUAUUAGCUCAUCGUGUACAGUACCUUAAAGCUACCUUUCCUUUUUUCCUCAUUGAUACAACAUAAUAAAUAAUGUUAUUUUUAACUUAUUUUGUCUUCAAAUGUUAUUGUUACAAAUAAAAAUGCUUCUUUA
Messenger RNA from Biomphalaria glabrata, 3027 nucleotides. RefSeq lists its product as uncharacterized. NCBI's taxonomy places the organism in Eukaryota, Metazoa, Mollusca, Gastropoda, Planorbidae. Gene Ontology annotation, molecular function: DNA-binding transcription factor activity. The transcript has 3 exons. The coding region runs from base 114 to 1295 and encodes 393 amino acids. Gene Ontology annotation, biological process: regulation of DNA-templated transcription. The record is from RefSeq and is a predicted model, not a curated record.